AUGUCGACUACCGACACUACCGCCUCGAAACCUGUUGCGAAGGUGCCUCCCUCCGAUGACGAGAUGGUCGAGAUCAAGGUCGCGGACGGUAAAACGCUCUCCGUGAGGGCGAUUGUUCGCUGGUGCUCGAGCUGUACUGAGCGCCAUCGCUCUCUUUCCCUUCCUAGCUCGGUAUUCCGUGAUGCGAUUCAUAUGCAAGCUCUGUCCGAGAGCAACACCGGCGGCAUCAAGGCCAAGAAGCUGGAUCUGGAGAUGAAAUGCAGUCUGGUGGCUGCCAAGUUGUUGUUCGCCCUGCUGGCCGGACAAGACUACAAAAGCCUCGCCAGCACUUCUCCUAACAACGACCAGGAACUGCGCGAUCUCUUGACAACGCAGAACCGUGAUAUCCCCCUCGUCCCCGUUUUUCGAGAUGUUCUCGCUCAGGCCGACUUCUUGGAUAUACCGUUCGUGCCCCAACUAUUGGUCUCGAUGCUUUCUCCUAUCGGUCACCUCGGAAUGCAUCAAUCCAUCUCGGCCUUCGCGAUCGCUGUUCAGCUGGGUCACGUCGCAUUAGCAAAGUUCGCUGUCGAGCGCAUGGUCGGCCUACCCAAUCCUCUAGCAUUUGAAGACUCUACCGUCCGCAACCUGCAGAUGGAUGCGUGGAGAAUUCUAAUUCAAGCUUAUCAUAAGGCCAUAGUUCCCGCUCAAAGCUUAUACAAACGAGAAUUCAAUGGCAUCAGCCGUGCAUACGAAUAUGUGACGACCCAGGCAUCUCCCGCCUGGAUCGGCGAUGCCAAGCAAUGGAAACUCCUAUCCGAGGCCAUCGUAUUCAAAUGA
Molecule: messenger RNA, 816 nt
Organism: Filobasidium floriforme
Lineage: Eukaryota; Fungi; Basidiomycota; Tremellomycetes; Filobasidiales; Filobasidiaceae
Exons: 2
Coding region: 1-816 (271 amino acids)
Source: RefSeq, a predicted model, not a curated record